AUGCGGGAUUUGGAUGAUAUGGAGCUUUUCUUCUUCUUCUUCUUCUCCUCCUCCUUCUCCUUCUUCUCCUCCUUCUUCUUCUUCUUCCCCUCCUCCUCCUCCUUCUUCUUCUUCUUCUUCCCUGCUUCUUCUUCUACUUCUUCUCUUCCUCCUUCUUCUUCUUCUUAUUUUUCUUCUUCUCCUCCUCCUCCUUCUUCUUCUUCUCCCCUCCUCCUCCUCCUUCUUCUUCUCCUUAUUUUUCUUCUCCUCCUCCUUCUUCUUCUUCUUCUCCUCCUUCUUCUUAUUUUUCUUCUCUCCCCCUCCUCCUCGUUCUUCUUCUUCUUCUUCUCUCCCCCUCCUCCUCCUCCUUCUUCUUCUCCUCCUUCUUCUUCUUCUCUCCCCCUCCUCCUCCUUCUUCUAUGCACACUAAUCUAUAGAAGCCCAUCUCUAUUUAUUCUUACUUUCACUCUCUGUAACCCCUCUCUUUUUACUCUUACUUUCACUCUCUGUAACCCUCUCUCUUUACUCUUACUUUCACUCUCUGUAGCCCCUCUCUCUUUACUCUUACUUUCACUCUCUGUAGCCCCUCUCUCUUUACUCUUACUUUCACUCUCUGUAAUCCCUCUCUCUUUACUCUUACUUUCACUUUCUGUAAUCCCUCUCUCUUUACUCUUACUUUCACUCUCUGUAGCCCCUCUCUCUUUACUCUUACUUUCACUCUCUGUAGCCCCUCUCUCUUUACUCUUACUUUCACUCUCUGUAAUCCCUCUCUUUACUCUUACUUUCACUCUCUCCCCUCUCUCUUUACUCUUACUUUCACUCUCUGUAACCCCUCUCUCUUUACUCUUACUUUCACUCUCUGUAACCCCUCUCUCUUUACUCUUACUUUCACUCUCUGUAGCCCCUCUCUCUUUACUCUUACAUUCACUCUCUGUAACCCUUCUCUCUUUACUCUUACAUUCACUCUCUGUAGCCCCUCUCUCUUUACUCUUACUUUCACUCUCUGUAGCCCCUCUCUCUUUACUCUUACUUUCACUCUCUGUAACCCCUCUCUUUUUAAUCUUACAUCCACUCUCUGUAACCCCUCUCUCUUUACUCUUACUUUCACUCUCUGUAACCCUUCUCUCUUUACUCUUACAUUCACUCUCUGUAACCCCUCUCUCUUUCAUCUUACUUUCACUCUCUGUAACCCCUCUCUCUUUCAUCUUACUUUCACUCUCUGUAACCCUCUCUCUUUACUCUUACAUUCCUCUCUGUAACCCUCUCUUCUUACUUUCACUCUCUUACCCUCUCUCUUUUACUUUCACUCUCUGUAACCCUCUCUCUUUCUUCUCUUACCCUUCUCUUUCACUCUCUCUCUGUAACCCUCUCUCUUUACUCUUACUUUCCUCUCUCCCCUCUCUCUUUACUCUUACAUUCACUCUCUGUAACCCCUCUCUCUUUACUCUUACUUUCACUCUCUGUAACCCUCCCUUCUCUUCUUUCCUCUCUGUAACCUCUCUCUUUCUCUUACUUUCCUCUGUAACCCUCUCUCUUUACUCUUACUUUCACUCUCUCUCUUGUAAAAAAUAUCUAUCUAUCUAUCUAUCUAUCUAUCUAUCUAUCUAUCUAUCUAUCUAUCUAUCUAUCUAUCUAUCUAGGUCUCUUAAUUAUCUAUCUAUCUAUCUAUCUAUCUAUCUAUCUAUCUAUCUAUCUAUCUAUCUAUCUAGUCUCCUUAAUUUGAUCUAUCUAUCUAUCUAUCUAUCUAUCUAUCUAUCUAUCUAUCUCCUUAAUUUGAUCUAUCUAUCUAUCUAUCUAUCUAUCUAUCUAUCUAUCUAUCUAUCUAUCUAUCUAGUCUCCUUCAUUUGA
Acanthosepion pharaonis is the source of this 1827-nucleotide messenger RNA. The record is from the annotation of a GenBank genome assembly. Lineage: Eukaryota; Metazoa; Mollusca; Cephalopoda; Sepiida; Sepiidae.